This is a messenger RNA of Acanthisitta chloris (rifleman), 5253 nucleotides long. RefSeq names its product myosin IXA (gene MYO9A). The transcript has 24 exons. Gene Ontology annotation, cellular component: myosin complex. Gene Ontology annotation, molecular function: GTPase activator activity; ATP binding; microfilament motor activity. The record is from RefSeq and is a predicted model, not a curated record. Gene Ontology annotation, biological process: intracellular signal transduction. The coding region runs from base 1 to 5253 and encodes 1750 amino acids. NCBI's taxonomy places the organism in Eukaryota, Metazoa, Chordata, Aves, Passeriformes, Acanthisittidae.
AUGUGUUCUCUGUUGCAGGCAUCACUCAACAAGCUGAUGGAGACCCUUGGCCAAGCAGAACCCUAUUUUGUCAAGUGCAUUCGAUCCAACGCCGAAAAGCUACCCCUGAGGUUCAGUGACAGCCUGGUGCUCCGGCAGCUGCGGUACACAGGGAUGCUGGAGACCGUCCGCAUUCGCCAGUCAGGAUACAGCUGCAAGUACUCCUUUCAGGAUUUUGUGAACCAUUUCCAUGUCCUCCUGCCACAAGGAAUCAGCCCAUCUAAGCACAAUAUCCAUGAUUUCUUCCGGAAGAUAAAACUCGAUCCAGACAACUAUCAAGUUGGAAGAACAAUGGUUUUCGUGAAGGAACGGGAGCGGCAGCUGCUGCAGGACCUGCUGCACCAGGAGGUGCUGCGGCGGAUCACGCUGCUGCAGCGCUGGGUCCGCAGUAUGCUCUGCAGGAGGCAGUUCCUGAGCCUACGGCACGCUGCCAUCAGCAUCCAGAGAUUUUGGCGUAGCUACCAGAGCCGAAAACAAGGCCAACCCUCCCUGGACCCUCUGGUGCUCAACAAAGCUGCCAUUGUUCUCCAGACCCACUGGCGCGGCUUCGUGGAGAGGCGAAGGUUCCUGCAGAUGCAGUUUGCAGCCCAUCUCAUCCAGAGCUGCUGGCGGGAGCACGCCAAGCGGCGGCACGACGCAGCCACCAGCAUCCAGGCGACCUGGCGAGGGCACCGCGCCCGGCAGGCGUACGCUGCCCGCAGGAGCAAAGCUGUCUGCUUGCAAGCAGCAUGCCGGGGAUACCUGGCACGACAAAGGUUUAGAGCCUUGAAAGAGCAGCGAUUAAAAGAGCUGCAGCUGGAGAACGGCCUGUCGGGUAGAGAAGAGGAUGGACUGGAGGCAGAUGAUGUUUUGAAAAUUAAGGGCUCCGACCCGUCUAAGUGGGAGGACGGCUCGUUUGAAGAGCGAGUGAGAGCUAUAGAGCAGCAAAAAUCACUGAUGGAGAAUAACCGGGUGAAUCACGUGGACCCACUGGAUACAUCUCUGUACAAAAGGUACGAGAGAGCCAGUAGCCAGAGCGGGAUGGACACUGAAGAGGAGGUGGUUGUGAGAGAGAGACCCAAGUCACUGGAGGAUCUCAACCAGAAAAAAGUGGUUCGUGCAAAAAGAGAAAGUCGGAGGAUGCGUGAACUGGAACAGGCAAAAUUUAGCUUGGAGCUGCUGAAGGUGCGGUCCACGGGGGGGCUGUCACCUUCAGAAGAGCGGCGCUGGUCCACCGAGCUCGUGUCUGAGGCACUUCAUUCCCCUCAGGGAACCCCCGAGAGCGAGAGCUCUCAAGGGAGCUUUGAGUUGUUAAGCUGUGAAGAUACCCCAAGUAAUAAACUCGUCUCCUUAGCUUUAGAUGAGCACGAUGUGCAGUCACUUUCCACGGACUCCCUGCCUAGCAGUCCCCAGGCUCACCUGGAGGAGAAGACUUUCUGUGCAGCAGAUGUGAACAGCAAUUUACCUGGAUGUAGACAGAUGCCUUCAGACUUGGAGCUGCCUGAGAACCUCACCAUGAAGGAGCACAUGGUUGGUGACCCUCAGAAUGUUAUGCACAAGGUGCAUCCCAGAGAAACCUUCCUUUCCAGCAACUUACCUACUUUCUAUGUUCCGCCACAAGACAGCAUGAAGGUGAAACUGAUGGAGAAUAACCUGAGGAAUAAAGCAGUGGAAAGAGAGGAGAGGACAGUAACACUCUCUGAGGUCAGGAAGGACUCUGAACCAGACCAGGGCAAAGCUUUGGGAGAGGAGGAGGAGGAAAAGCCCUCUACUAAGAGAGAGGAACGUGGGACAGUGACAGCAGCACAGGCCCUUUCUCCAGACUCUGUCAUCAAGAGGCUGGAAAAGCUCAAUGUGGAGAAGGAGGAACGGCAGAAACAGCUUCAGCUGCAAAAUGAGAAGGAGAUGAUGGAGCAGAUCCGUCAGCAGAAGGAAAUUCUGGAAAGACAGCGCAAAGCCUUCGAGCAGCAAGGGAGGGUGGAGGCUUUGCAGAGGGCUGAGCAGAGCAGAAUGAAGGACCCCUCCCUCAAACCAACCAAAAAGACAGACAACAGGCCUCAGUCAGUCCUCAUCCUGAACUCCCAGAGCAGAGGGGAGCACAGCCCUACUCCAGGUGUGAGUCCAGUCUCAUCAGUGGACAUCAAGGGCCUCACUGUUGGGACCAGGGGAAGCUCUCCAGCCCACAGUGCCCCCAAGGACCGACCUGUCAGCAUGUUCAUAGAGCGAAGAGAAGGUCUGGAACCCCGAGGCCAUUCCAAACCAUCUCUGGACCCCAAGGACCACCCAGGCAGUCACUUCUCAAGGACAGAGCGUCUCCGGCAACCCUGGGUGCCCAACCAGGCCACUGAGGACAUGAGGUCAAGCCCUAUGUUCUUCACACCGAAAGACAAUCCCUUCGGCCUCCACAGAGAAGCAAAUCAUCAAUGCCUGUCCAAGGGUGAACUAGCAAAGAAGCCAUUUAAGAUUUCGGGGUCUGGCAGAGGAGAGGUUCCCAGACCGACCCAUAAAAAGAAAGCCCGCAUGGCGCGGACACGCUCCGAUUUCUUGACUAGAGGUACUUUUGCUGAUGGGGAGGGGGAUACGGAGGAAGAUGAUUACGAUGGCAAUUUUGAGUUCCUUCUCUCCUCUGACCAACCUCCUCACCCCGAGGCGGUGCCUGCAGCCCGGCUGGGGCAGGCCUGUUACAGUGACUCCGAAAUGACAGUGCAGCGCUUCGCCUCGGGGGAAGGUCAGGCCAAACUGCACAAAACCAUGUCUCAGGGAGAGAUUGGGAAGUUGGCAGCCACCCAGAAGAGCCUGGCUCCAGAUGGGAGGCCCCAUCGAGCCAAGAUGAGGUUCUGGGGGAAGGGAAAGCAGGGAGAGAAGAAGACCCCACGGGAGAAACUUGCUACCCAGUCUGAGCUGCUGGAGCUGUAUGCAGAGCAAGAAGGUCCUGGCAGGGAGGUGAUUUCUGGCUUGCAGCUUGGUGAAGAGUUGGGUCCUCACCACCUGACCCCUCCACGGAGUCCUGAGCUGUCUGGGAUCUACCGACGAGAGUUCAAGGAGAACAAGGAACCCUCUCCCAAAGUGAAACGCAAGCGCAGUGUCAAGAUCAGCAAUGUGGCUCUGGAGCCUGUGCAGUGGCAGAAUGACUCCCUGCAGAUCCUAACCAGUGCUAGUGACUUGAAGAGCAUGGAUGAGUUUCUCCUGAAAAAGAUGAAUGAACUGGAUAACGAGGACAGCAAGAAGGACACGCUGGUGGAUGUCGUGUUCAAGAAAGCAUUGAAGGAAUUCCGACAAAACAUCUUCAGCUUUUACUCCUCAGCAUUGGCAGUGGAUGAUGGGAAAAGCAUCCGCUACAAGGACCUCUACGCCUUAUUCGAGCAGAUUCUGGAGAAGACCAUGAGGCUUGAGCAAAGGGACUGGAGUGAGUCUCCAGUUAAAGUCUGGGUCAAUACCUUCAAAGUCUUCCUGGAUGAAUAUAUGACAGAGUACAAACCCCUGGACUACACUGCGGGGAAGGUGCCAAAAACAGAACGAAAAAAGAGAAGAAAAAAGGAAGCAGAUAUGGUGGAAGAGCACAACGGUCACAUUUUCAAGGCGACGCAGUACAGCAUCCCCACCUACUGUGAAUAUUGUUCCUCCUUGAUCUGGAUCAUGGACAGGGCUUCUGUUUGUAAAUUAUGUAAAUAUGCUUGUCACAAGAAGUGCUGUCUUAAAACCACAACCAAGUGCUCCAAAAAGUAUGACCCCGAGCUCUCCUCCCGGCAGUUUGGUGUGGAGCUCUCCCGGCUGACCAGCGAGGAGCGAGCGGUGCCAGUGCUGGUGGAGAAGCUCAUCAACUACAUCGAAAUGCACGGGCUGUACACUGAGGGCAUCUACAGAAAAUCAGGGUCCACCAACAAGAUCAAGGAGCUGCGGCAAGGCCUGGAUACAGAUAUUGAUAAUGUGAAUUUGGAUGACUACAAUAUCCAUGUCAUCGCCAGCGUCUUCAAGCAAUGGCUCCGAGAUCUGCCCAACCCUCUCAUGACCUUUGAGCUCUAUGAGGAGUUUCUGCGGGCGAUGGGCCUCCAGGAGAGGAAGGAGACAGUGCGGGGCGUGUAUUCGGUCAUUGAUCAGCUCUCCCGCACCCAUCUCAGCACCUUGGAGCGUCUCAUCUUCCACCUGGUGAGGAUUGCCCUCCAGGAGGAGACGAAUCGCAUGUCAGCUAACGCCUUGGCCAUCGUCUUUGCGCCCUGUAUCCUCCGCUGCCCUGACACGACCGACCCACUGCAGAGCGUCCAGGACAUCAGUAAAACCACCACUUGCGUAGAAUUAAUCGUCAUCGAGCAGAUGAACAAGUACAAGGCUCGUCUCAAGGACAUCAGCAGCCUGGAGUUUGCAGAGAACAAAGCCAAGAGUCGCCUCUCCUUGAUCCGCAGAUCCAUGGGCAAAGGACGAGUGCGACGUGGCGCCUACCCCAGCCCGACAUCUCCUGUCACGGGACGCUUGCCCUCGGUGACCGACGUCCCCGAGGAGACCAUGAGUAGUGAGGAGGCCAUGGAGAUGGAGGUGACAGAGCAGCAGCAAGUGGCCAUGCAGCAGGAGGAGAAGGUGCUGACUGAGCAGAUCGAGAGCCUACAGAAGGAAAAGGAGGAGCUGACAUUCGAGAUGCUGACACUGGAGCCUCGUGCCUCUGACGACGAAACCCUUGAGUCCGAAGCCUCCAUCGGCACCGCCGACAGCUCCGAAAAUCUGAACUUUGACUCCGAAGGAGCCAUCUCCGAUCGCUCGGAGAGAAGCGUAGCACUUACCUCCCUGCGCCCUGCCAAGGCGGAGGGGCCGAGCCGGCUGCGAAGGCACCCCAGGAUGCGGCCGGAGCCGGCAGACCCAACCGAUGCCUCAAUCUCCUCUUCCUCUUCCUCCCAAUCGUCCACCUCCUGCUUGCCCCACCUGCCCCGGAAGCGCUUCCAGAUGUACUCCAAAUCGCCUUUCUACCGGGCAGGAGGACACAGCGAGUCCCCCGAGACGCGGGCAAGCCCCGAGGGCUCAGCGGGACCUCUCCGUCACCCCGAGGACAGGCCUCAGUUCACCACCCGCGGGACGUUCAACCCGGAGAAAGGCAAACAGAAACUGAAGAGUGUGAAAACUUCCCCCCCAAAAGCCAAAGAGCCCCCAGACGGGGGGACGGGAGGGGGACGCAAGAGGAACCCCGAGGCUGACUGUGCCACCACCCAACCCCUCGUCCUCCUGGGGAGCAACGAGUUCAUGGUCUGA